GAAAUCAUUCACAGUUGUUGAUCAAACGGUUCAAAUUUGCAAGGAAAUGAAGGGAAAUGCUCCAGAUUCAUCACCGUAUGCAAGAGUCUUCUAUCGUGUGCAAAUGACUGUAAUUGGCAAAACAAAAGUCAAUGAGAUCACGCUUGGGACAGGAAUCACUGAGCUAUAUUCCAUAAGUCUUCCUGGUGGAGCAGUUACUGUCCGAUACACUGACAUGAGAUUCUAUGAUGCAAUCACACGUACAAGUGUAGUUAAACUCUAUUACAGGAAUAUGUCUCCUAGUGACAUGAAGGUCUUCAUCACGUCUAAUUCAGCACCUGUUGCUCAUACACCUUCAGAUGCCACAGCCACACCUAGAUCCCUUGACGUGGACUACAAGCUACGGCCUGAAGGAAUCUACUCAACGUUCAUCAGUGGAGAUGGGUAUAAUCUCCUAGUGGGCUCAAAACCCGAAUUAGAUAUUGACUUUGGGACUGCAAGUUGUGGAAGGGUGGACUAUACGGGUGAUCAUUUCAAAACUGAACUGAAAAUAGUUGCUGAAAGAGAUGUGGAUAUCUAUGCUCACUCAACAGCAAAUAUAUAUACUUUUUCCAGGCCCAUUCAACAACAAUCUUGGAGAUGUGAAUAUAACAAGGAGAAACAAAACCACAAAUUUAUAAGAGUGGUCAAUCACCUGGAGUUUUUACUCCCAGUUCACACGAUAGAGUCUUAUGAUGGUGUUGAGAUUCUGAGGAGACCAUUUGGAGAAAAAUAUAUACUGGAAAUUUUUGAAUUGAAAUACCUUCUGGAAAAUAGAGAUAAACCAGGGAAGCAUUUAACUCCAAUGAGGGCCACUGGUGAGAUCAGUUUUGCCCCUGAUGAUAGGCCUACUGACACUGACACCGCUAAUGCGAUGGGCCGAGGUUUCAAUGCAAUUAGUAAGAGUGAAGUUCAUCCACGUUUCAUCAGCCAGAUACCGAAAAGAGCCCAUAACAGGAAUGAUUACUACAGAGCAGGCUCCAUUAAAGAUUACAAGACUUUAAAGAUAGAUGAAGAAGGACAUCAACAACGUGAAAUGAUAUUCACCACAAAAUUAAUGGAACAGGAUGGUAGAAAAGGAGUAAACGAGCCAUUUACAGGCCUAUUUGUGUGCACGCCCGGCUCCAGUUUCUAUUGGAUGAGAAUAAUAAGACCAUAUUUUGAAAUAUUCCAAGAUGGGAAAAGUUUGGUCAAUAAUAGUAUGGAAAUUAAUUAUGCAAAGACCAAAGAAUAUCUUGGAGAUUGUAUUAAUCAAAAGUGGACUUGUAUAAAAACUGGAGACACAACAGCAGAGAAGUUCUUGAGAAUAACAACAAAGGGUGAUGUCAUAGUUAAAUCUGAUGCACAUGCACUCAAUGCAAUCCAGUUCACACCUGUGGAUGAUGUAAGCCUCAAGCUACUGGAAAGUACCGGUUCUAGUCAAAAUUCAAAAUAUAAAAUCACAUAUGAAGGAGUGAGAUAUUAUAGGCAUGAGGAAAUAGCCUCAGAAGGGGAUAAACAUGUUUCCAAAAUCAUCAAUUUUGAUUUUGGUGGAUACUUGAUACUUGAAACAACACCAUCUCCAAAUCUUAAUUGGAGAAGUGGGACCAUGAAUAUCAGGAAUGCACUUUCCACAUCGAAAGACCCCCCAGUGUACUAUUCUGAUGGCGAUAGAGUGAGAGAGUAUAGCUUCCAUUUGCCUGGAGAUCAGUCAUCCGAAAUGUGGAAAGAAAAAAAGAUGAUGAGAAUUGGUGAGAGCUACAGAGUAAAGGAGAAAAUAAGACUGAAUUCGGGAGCAUUGGAAUGUCAUGAGAUUGUCAAUCUGGGAAUUGCCGAAACUGCUGACAGUGAUAACCGGCUGCAAACGCUAGUCCAGACAUUCAAAUAUUCUUCUGAAGGCAAUGCUGCAGAAUUGGAACAAAGUUAUCAUGGUAGAAAAACUAGAGUAUGGGAAUGCACUAGUGCUCCUAGACAGAUUAAAAUCUUACGAGUUAUGAAUAAUUUCUUAUUCAACCAAGCCGAUGUUGAGAAUAUAAGAACUAUUUUAUAUUCUGAUGGAAUUGCUAUUUUUAGUGGUAAGAAGAAUACCGGUGAUGAGAGAAUAGAAUAG
Nilaparvata lugens (brown planthopper) is the source of this 2107-nucleotide messenger RNA. RefSeq lists its product as uncharacterized. The transcript has 14 exons. The coding region runs from base 47 to 2107 and encodes 686 amino acids. The record is from RefSeq and is a predicted model, not a curated record. NCBI's taxonomy places the organism in Eukaryota, Metazoa, Arthropoda, Insecta, Hemiptera, Delphacidae.